This is a messenger RNA of Akanthomyces muscarius, 888 nucleotides long. RefSeq lists its product as uncharacterized. Gene Ontology annotation, biological process: carbohydrate catabolic process. Gene Ontology annotation, cellular component: extracellular region. The record is from RefSeq and is a predicted model, not a curated record. The coding region runs from base 1 to 888 and encodes 295 amino acids. Gene Ontology annotation, molecular function: cutinase activity. NCBI's taxonomy places the organism in Eukaryota, Fungi, Ascomycota, Sordariomycetes, Hypocreales, Cordycipitaceae. The transcript has 3 exons.
AUGCACAGCAUCGCUACUCUAACAAGUGUACUGGCCGUGGCUGCCUCUACACACGGAUCGCCCCUUGCUGGCCGACAGUCUAACGAUGUUGCCAAUGAUUGGGACGGGCUGAGCUGCGCAGAGCUCGCCGUCAUCUUUGCACGAGGCACUUUCGACUCUGGGAACAUAGGACCUUGGGUCGGACAGCCAUUCCGCGAGGCUUUGUACUCCAAGAUUGGUAGCGAUAAGCUCGCCUUUCAAGGUGUCGACCCGCAGGACUAUCCUGCCAAUUUGGAUGGUUACAUCGAGGACGGUGGCCCCGAAAGCUGUGCCGUCAGUCUCGGUAAAGCGGUGGAGCGUUACUCUGCUCGCUGCCCGUCGGCGAAAAUUGUCGUGUCCGGAUGGAGCCAAGGAGCGUUAUGCGCCCACAAGAGUCUCGACGCUUCUAAAGCACUCGUCAAUGAGCACGCGCGCAGCCAGGUGAUUGCACUCACCACGUUUGGCGACCCCAUCUCAGUUUGGUCCGACUCGACCAACUUCCCCGCGCCGCCCAGAAAUGCGAGGCUUCUCUCGUACUGCGAGGCCAACAUUCCGGACCCUCUCUGCACCAACCCACUCGAGAGGUGGCCUCACAGCCCCCAGGCCUUCAUCGAUAAGUUGGAGGCCAUGUGGCGCGACUUUAGCGACGCCGAUCUUAAUGGCGCGCAAGAGACAGCCAUUGGCGAUCUGAUUGUGCAGCUGACGAGCCAGGCCAAAAGCAAGAUUGGCAAGCUAGGCAAGGACAUAUUGGCAGGCCAUAUUCGUCACUGGAUGCUCACGCCGCAGCACUUCCUGUAUGGACUUGGUCCGCAUCCCAUGACGGAGCAGGCUGCAGAGGACAUUGCCCGCGCUUUCCAGCAAUCAAAGUAG